Molecule: messenger RNA, 2550 nt
Organism: Lytechinus variegatus (green sea urchin)
Lineage: Eukaryota; Metazoa; Echinodermata; Echinoidea; Temnopleuroida; Toxopneustidae
Exons: 3
Coding region: 1-2550 (849 amino acids)
Source: RefSeq, a predicted model, not a curated record
AUGAACCUACAUGGUUCAAAGGUGAAUCUCCUCCUCUCUACUAUGUCAAAGAAAUAUGAAAGGAUACCUAGCGAGAAGAUUCAAGGACUCACACUUCGUGCCCACAACAGCACAAAGGUUGUCAAUCUUCCCGCGGUGUAUACUCGAGACAUUAUGCCCGCCAACAGGGAGCAUAUUCCUGUACCUGAAGUGGCAGCUUCGUUUCCUCACCUGACUGAAAUUGCAGAGGAACUGUUACCACUACAAGAUUGUGAAGUUGGACUGCUCAUUGGAUAUGACUGCGCCAGUGCUCUAACUCCUCGUAACAAAAUUCCUUCCCCUGAUGGAGAUGGACCGUUUGGCAUGAAAACUGACUUAGGUUGGAGCAUCGUUGGCGUAGCUAACCAGAAGGAGUUCGAAGUUAGCCCUGACGACAGAAUUGGGUUCAGUCAUCGCCUCAUCACUUAUGAGAUACCUAAUGAGCUGAACGAGAACAGAACUUCAAAGGGAAAGAGUGUGAUACUUUCUCACAAUGUCACCAUCAAGGGAGAAAUAAAUCCUUCAAAAGUGCUUAGGAUGCUGGAAGCCGAUUUCUCUGAUCUCAGAACCAGUAAAGAGCCCUUCUCACAGAAUGAUGUAAGGUUCAUGAGAAUCAUAAAAUAUAAUGUUCGAGUGUUAGAUGAUGGACAUUGUGAGACCCCACUCCCAUUCAAAGAAAAUGCUCCAGAUCUGCCAAACAACAGAUAUAUGGCAGAUAAGAGACUGCAGCAUCUCAAAAGAAAGUUUGAAAGUGAUCCAAACUACCACCGCAGCUACACGGAUAAGAUGGAAGCACUCCUUGAGAAGGGAUAUGCAGAGGUAGCACCAGAACUCAAGGCAGAGGAUAGUCCACCUAACAAACUACGGGUUGUGUAUGACUGCAGUGCUCAAAGUAAAGGACAAUCUCUAAAGCAUCAUCUCCUUACUGGACCGGAUCUGACGAAUGCCCUUGUAGGUGUACUCUGCCGAUUUAGGAAGGACGAGAUUGCAUCUAGCUGUGAUAUAAAGGAAAUGUUUCACCAAUUCAGAGUGAGAGAGGACCACCGUGACUACCUGAGAUAUUUGUGGUGGAAGAAUGGAAAUAUCCAUCCAGAUCCUAUGGAGUUACGUAUGGCUGUCCAUUUGUUUGGAGCAUCUUCCUCGCCAGGCUACUCCAACAUUUGCUUAAAGCAAAUAGCUACUGACCAUGCUGAUGAAUUUGGAGAUGACGUGAAGGAUUUUAUCCACCGAGAUUUCUAUGUGGAUGAUGGAUUGAAAUCUGUCCCUUCUGCUAAGGAUGCUGUUGAUCUAGCUUCAAGAACAAGGCAGUUAUGUAAGAAGGGUGGACUACAUCUACACAAAUUCAUAUCUAACAACAAAGAAGUAAUGGAAUCUGUUCCAGAGCCAGAUAGAGCGAAAAGAGUCUCAAAGACGGAUCUUCUGGGAACCGACUCACCAAUGGAAAAGGCUCUUGGAGUGUUAUGGUGUAUCGAGUCUGACACACUGAAGUUCAGACUCACUCUACACGACAAACCCCUGACGAGAAGAGGAGUGUCUGCUGGCGCCAGUCAUACUACGAGGCAAACAGAUCUUGCAAGAACUAUGCAAGAGCUAUGCAAGAAAGCAGUAGACUGGGACGAUGAACUGCCUGAUGACCAGAGGAGUAAAUGGGAGAAAUGGAGAGCUGAUUUACUCAAUCUCGACUCGAUAUCCAUACGGCGAUGCUACAAGCCUGCUGCAUUUGGAGAUGUCAAGAAAAUGCAGCUGCAUCACUUUUCCGAUGCUAGCGCUACUGGCUAUGGCGAGUGCACAUAUCUAAGGUUGACCAAUGAUGAAGGCAAGGUGCACUGUACACUGUUGAUGGGAAAAGCCAGAGUGGUACCUCUCAAACCUAUCACGGUGCCACGUCUAGAACUGACUGCCGCAGUAAUCUCAGUCAAGAUCAGUGCAUUUCUCCAGAAAGAACUUGUGCCCCCAAACACCGAAGAGUUCUAUUGGACAGACAGUAAUGAAGUGAUGGGGUACAUUAACAAUGACACGAGGCGGUUUCAUGUGUUCGUCGCCAACCGUAUACAUCAGAUUAGACAGCACUCUACCCCAUCACAAUGGAAACAUGUGGGAACACAUGAUAACCCAGCUGACCUUGCAUCCCGGGGAGCUACAGUCAACCAACUCCUGUCAUCUUCAUGGUUCAAUGGUCCAGAGUUCCUUUGGGAGAGUAAGGCAGAUGAGUUCAAACAAGAUGAUGAGUUUGAUGUAGAACCAGAUGAUCCAGAAGUAAAGAAAGCUCAUACAAACAUUGUACAGGGCCACUCUAAGCCUUGUGUCUUUGAGAUUGAUCGACUGGAUAGAUUCUCCUGUUGGAACAGAGCAAAAAUGGCAGUAGCAAACUGCCUAAGACUGAAGUCUCUUGAAACAGCGAUGUCGAGAACGAGGUCUUCCCAUCUCAUCCCGCACCAGGAAGAGUUCUCACCAGAUCGUACCACACAAACUGACUAUGAAGGAACUAAACCAAGCCCAAUUGGAAAUCUUGAAGGCUGUACAAAGAGAUGA